This is a messenger RNA of Monoraphidium neglectum, 1617 nucleotides long. RefSeq names its product peptide chain release factor 3. Gene Ontology annotation, biological process: translational termination. NCBI's taxonomy places the organism in Eukaryota, Viridiplantae, Chlorophyta, Chlorophyceae, Sphaeropleales, Selenastraceae. Gene Ontology annotation, cellular component: cytosol; cytoplasm. The coding region runs from base 1 to 1617 and encodes 538 amino acids. The transcript has 17 exons. Gene Ontology annotation, molecular function: translation release factor activity, codon nonspecific; GTP binding; GTPase activity. The record is from RefSeq and is a predicted model, not a curated record.
AUGGACUCUCAAGAUGAGGAAGCGGCGGCCAGCGCAAAGGCCGAGGCGGCGCAGCUGACCCGCGAGCAGAUCGCAAGGGAGGUCAAGCGGCGGCGCAACUUCGCCAUCAUUUCACAUCCAGAUGCUGGGAAGACCACCCUCACCGAGAAGCUGCUGCUGUUUGGAGGGGCCAUCCACGAGGCGGGGGAGGUCAAGGCGCGCGCCAACCGCCGCUCCGCCACGUCAGACUGGAUGGAGCUCGAGAAGGCGCGCGGCAUCUCCAUUACAUCGACGGCCAUGACCUUCUCAUACUCAGACAUGCAGAUCAACCUGCUGGACACGCCUGGUCACCAGGACUUUUCAGAGGACACUUACAGGACCCUGGCUGCUGCUGACAACGCGGUGAUGCUGGUGGAUGGCGCCAAGGGCAUUGAGGAGCAGACCCGCAAGCUCUUCGCGGUGGCGCGGCUCAGGGGCCUGCCGAUCUUCACGGUCGUAAACAAGAUGGACCGGCCUGCGCUCAACGGCUUUGAGAUCAUAGAGCAGCUGGAGAAGGAGUUUGGGCUCGCGUCGUUCCCAGUCACGUGGCCGAUCGGAUCAGGCGACCGAUUCUGCGGCCUCUACCACCGGCCCAGCCGCAAGGUCAUCCUGUACAAGAAGGGUCUGAGGGGGCGUGCGGCGACCAAGGAGACGUAUGACAUCAGCGACCCUGAGCUGGCGGGGCUGGUGGAGGGCGACCUGUACGAGCAGCUGCUGGAGGACGUGGAGCUGCUGGAGGUCCUGGGGGAUGAGCUGGACCAGGCUGAGGUGGCGGCGGGCAACGUCGCCCCCAUGUACUUCUGCUCGGCGUUCAACCAGUUCGGUGUUGACCUGUUUUUGGAGCACUUUACUGCUACUGCGGCGCCCCCCGGGCCCUCCAAAGCCAGCCUCGUCUUCAAGCUGCAGUCCAACAUGGACCCCCGCCACCGCGACAAGGUCGCCUUUGUGCGCGUCGUCAGUGGCAAGUUCUCAAAGGGCAUGAAGGUCAAGGUCGCCCGCACAGGCCGCACCGUCGCGCUGUCGCGCCCGCAGCGCAUGUUUGCCCAGGACCGCUCCACCGUGCAGGAGGGCUUCGCCGGUGACGUCAUCGGCCUCAGCAACCCGGGGGCGUUUGCCGUCGGGGACACCGUGUUUGCUGGCCCCGAGGUCGCGUUCCCUCCGAUCCCCUCGUUCAGCCCAGAGCUCUUCAGCUACAUGCGCUGCGCCCCCAACCAGCGCAAGGCGUUUGCAAAGGGCGUAGACGCGCUGCUGGGGGAGGGAGCCGUGCAGGUGCUGUACUCGACAGAUGAGUACAAGCAGGACCCCAUCCUGGCAGCUGUCGGGCAGCUGCAGUUCGAGGUGGUUCAGUUCAGGAUGAAGGACGAGUACGGCGUGGACACGACGCUCGAGCCGAUGCCGUACGCCAUCGCCCGCUGGGUCCGCGCCGGCUGGCCGGCCGUCGAGGCGGCGGGGCGGCUGUUCAACACGCUCACGGUCAAGGACAUGUGGGGGCGGCCGGUGCUGCUGUUCCGCAACGCGUUUGCGCUCAGCCAGGUGGAGGCUGAGCAGGGGGAGAAGCUGGGGGAGCUCAGCCCCUUCGCGCUGCCGCCAGACAGCUGA